GCGGCCAAUCUUUUGCGGAGGGCGCGUGGGUCGGACCAAACAAGUCCGUGACGGCCGAUUGAAGAAGAAGUCUCAUGAAGGGGGUUGAGGUCUUGGAUCGAAGCAAGACAAAUCCUGCGCAAACGCGGUGCAAGAAGAGUGUGAAGAAUGCACGAGCGAAAAAAUCCAGCGCAGAACGUCUGUUUCUUUUAGUCGCAGAAUGCCCUUCCUUCUAGCACCUCUGCGCUCACCCCCAUCCAGAAAGUCCACGAGUGUCACUGUGCAGGAUGCAAGAUGGAUGACUUUCUCCUGUUGCGUUUGGGAAGCCAAAGAAGAGUGGAAGGUGAGGUCGUGCUGACAUCCUCGUACGCGAGCCCAUUCCUGCAUGGCGCGUGCGCACCUCGCAUCAUCCAGGUGAGUGGUCUCCAGGCCGCUCGCUUGCUCGCUUACUCUUUUGCUGCGUAUCCCCGUUUGUGGACGCUACCCUGCACACUUCUGUCUCGAUUUAAACCCCCGUACAUCUCACUCGAACCUGGCUCGCGCGGUGUCAAGCUCACCGCUGCAGAUGGGCCGAAGAUGGAUGUAUUGUUGGACGGCAAAAUGAAUGUGUGUAGUAUGAUUUACUGUACAAGUGAAUGUGUGAUCGAGAAUGGGGAAAGUGUUGAGUUGACAGAAUGGCUGGAAAGCGGCGCAUCGGUUACCAAUGCAACUAACUACAUGCGAUGCGAUGAUUAGGCGCAGUCGGUCAGACCAAUGAGUGUGUGUGUGUGUGUGUCCUGCCUCGGCGAGUGGACGAGCAGUGCAAAA
This is a messenger RNA of Ceraceosorus guamensis, 786 nucleotides long. RefSeq lists its product as hypothetical. The record is from RefSeq and is a predicted model, not a curated record. The coding region runs from base 274 to 714 and encodes 146 amino acids. The transcript has a single exon. Lineage: Eukaryota; Fungi; Basidiomycota; Exobasidiomycetes; Ceraceosorales; Ceraceosoraceae.